This is a messenger RNA of Asparagus officinalis (garden asparagus), 553 nucleotides long. Its product is annotated as universal stress protein A-like protein. NCBI's taxonomy places the organism in Eukaryota, Viridiplantae, Streptophyta, Magnoliopsida, Asparagales, Asparagaceae. Bases 52 to 537 code for a protein of 161 amino acids. The transcript has 5 exons. The record is from RefSeq and is a predicted model, not a curated record.
CCAAGGGCGCGGGCGGUGACGGGAUCGGCGGUGGCGGAGGAGAAUAAGAAGAUGAAGGUGUUGGUGGCGGUGGACGAGGGUGAAGGGAGCUUGUAUGCUCUAAAGUGGACCCUCGACCAUCUCUUUCGACCUGAUUUGCGGGAGCAUCCCCGCGGUAGACUUACCCUUAUUCACGUCCAGCAGCCUUUUCAGCACUUUCUGUUCCCGGGACCAGCUGCCAUGCCUAGCGCCGCAACUGUAUACGCCUCUUCAUCGGUGGUUGAUUCCGCAAGGAGAGCUCAAGAGCAGAAUACCAACAAGCUCCUCGGUCGAGCGCUGCAGGUUUGCAAAGAGAGGAAGGUCGAAGCGGAAACCUUGAUCAGUGAUGGUGAUCCAAAGGAGAUGAUAUGCCAGGCAGUGGAACAAAUACAUCCUGAUCUCGUUGUCGUCGGCAGUCGAGGUCUCUCUAAGUUCCGAAGAGCAUUUCUAGGGAGUGUAAGCGACUACGUUGCUCAUCAUGCAAGGUGCCCUGUUCUCAUAGCGAGGCCACGAAAGUAACGGAUCACUUAUAUAU